Molecule: messenger RNA, 1892 nt
Organism: Olea europaea var. sylvestris
Lineage: Eukaryota; Viridiplantae; Streptophyta; Magnoliopsida; Lamiales; Oleaceae
Product: external alternative NAD(P)H-ubiquinone oxidoreductase B4, mitochondrial-like
Exons: 12
Coding region: 1-1671 (556 amino acids)
Molecular function (GO): NADH dehydrogenase activity; calcium ion binding
Source: RefSeq, a predicted model, not a curated record
AUGAUAAUUGAUGAAUAUUGGAGUAUAUUAUGUCUAAGAGAAAAGUAUGAGAGCCCCCUAUGUGUAUUCUCUAGUUUGGUAUCUGUAGUGAUUGAAUCGUACUGUAAGUUCUUAGUAGUAGAUAUUACUGGUUUGGUCCCAAAGUUUUUACCCAGUUGGGUUUCGCCGUCAACAAUUCUUGCAUUAUUUAUUGCUUUCACAUUACAAACUAUGGCAGUUCAACGUAGGGUAGUAGGUUCAUGUAUGUGCAUCUUUAUCAGCAUUGUAUAUGACAAACUUGAAAGUGCCUCUUAUGACCAAAAAAAGUUCAAUGUUCAAUUCAACGAAGCCGAGUGUUAUAAAAUCGACACUCAAAACAAAAAAGUGUACUGCCGAUCAAUCCAAGACAACAAUUUGGGUGUCAGUGAAGAAUUUAGUCUGGAAUACGAUUAUCUGGUGAUAGCCAUGGGUGCUCGUGUGAACACAUUCAAUACUCCUGGUGUUGUGGAGCAUGCACACUUUUUGAAGGAAAUAGAAGACGCACAAAGGAUCCGGAGAACGGUAAUAGACUGUUUUGAAAGGGCUAGUCUCCCCACAAUAAGUGAAGAGGAAAGGAAAAGAAUCCUGCAUUUUGUUAUUGUUGGAGGAGGUCCAACAGGAGUCGAGUUUGCAGCAGAGCUUCAUGACUUUGUGAUUGAUGAUCUAGCCAAGCUUUAUCCUACAUUGAAGGAUAAAGUGAAAAUCACACUUCUUGAAGCUACAGAUCAUAUUCUAAACAUGUUUGAUAAAAGAAUUACUGUUUUUGCUGAAGAAAAAUUCCAGAGGGAUGGAAUUGACUUGAAAACUGGAUCACUGGUUACGAAGGUUUCUGAUAAAGAAAUAUCCACUAAAGAGAGAGCCACUGGCCAAAAUGUGUCAAUUCCAUAUGGGAUGGUAGUCUGGUCGACUGGUAUAGGGACUCGCCCGGUUAUAAUGGAUUUCAUGAAGCAAAUCGGUCAGACAAACAGGCUAGUUUUGGCAACUGAUGAAUGGCUACGGGUGGAAAAAUGUGAUAGCAUCUAUGCUCUAGGUGAUUGUGCUACAAUAAAUCAACGAAAAGUCAUGGAAGAUAUUGCAGCCAUUUUUAGCAAGGCAGACACGAAAAAUACUGGCCGUUUAAAAGUUGAAGAUUUUAAGGAAGUCAUUAACGACGUAUCCGAAAGGUAUCCUCAAGUGGAAAUCUACUUGAAGAAGAAACAAUUAAAGAAUUUUGUUCAACUUCUUAAAAAUUCACAAGGCGAUGAUAAACUGGAUAUUGAAAAAUUCAAAGCAGCACUUUCUGAAGUGGAUUCGCAGACUAAAAAUCUUCCUCCAACAGCACAGGUGGCUGCUCAACAAGGUGCUUACCUUGCCGACUGUUUCAAUCGAAUGGAGAUCUGCGAAAAGUAUCCUGAAGGUCCAUUAAGGUUCCGAGGAUCUGGAAGGCAUCGAUUCCGCCCAUUCAGGUACAAGCACUUGGGACAAUUUGCACCAUUAGGAGGAGAGCAAGCUGCAGCUCAACUUCCUGGAGAUUGGGUUUCCAUAGGCCAUAGCUCCCAGUGGCUCUGGUACUCUGUGUAUGCCAGCAAGCAAGUCAGCUGGCGCACAAGGAUGUUGGUUGUUUCCGAUUGGGGAAGACGUUUCAUUUUUGGAAGGGACUCUAGUCGAAUAUGAGGUGCCAUGAACGAUCCAUACAUCAAAAAGGAGAAUGAAUUUUAUACCAUUUUUACAGACACAGCAGAGAAAUUUUGUUGCAUUUCGUUUUGGAUCCCCAAAUCUUGUUCAAUUUUUCUGUUUAGUAUUAUCUUUUUUACGUUCAUAUUAACAUUAUAACUUGUCCACAUGGAUCAACAUGAUUUACCUUGGCUGAGACGUUAAAACCGAACACCAAAAGA